ACUAGCGACGCAAGCACAAGCGCAAGAAAAAUAACUGUAUUCUAUGCAACCAUUAAAAGCUUAUUUCUUUGUUUUAGAAAAAGUGGUCAGGGCGGCAAAGGUUCGGCCGUCAGUUUUUACUGCAGACACAAGUGCACAGGACUUCGAUGGCGACAAAACUAAUUCCGCUAAACAAACAACAGAUUCGAAGUGUCAAGACCAAACUAUAACUGUUGAUCUUUCGGGUGAGUUUCAGGAAGUUUUAGACGAGCUGUUAGGACGCGUAAAACCGCUCCUGUCCAGGCUUCAAGGAAAUGGAGUUAUUCUACAGACCAAGACGUUAUCAAACUUAAAUCCAGACUAUACCAGAUUCGUUUUGAAACAAGCCCAAAUGUCUGUAAAGGAAGGAGAUGCUGACAGCAAGGAAAGUCAGAUUUAUCGUCUAACUGUGUGCUUGCAUGCACUGGUCUCAUCUGUUGAUAUUCUGAUGCAAAGUGGUCUGGAAGCCGUACUAGCCUACUUAAGUUCAACCCAGGAGAGGUAUGACCACUUGUUAGAAGGAGCACUGGAUUCAACACGUAGAUAUCUCUUGGAAACACAUUUUACGUUUCAGCAGCAAAAGAUUCUUCAUCCCAAGCUUUCAAAACUACUCAACAUUGUAGGAAGAUGGAGCAAAGAACAAGAGACAAGAAACGUAAACUCCGCUAUCAUCACCUACACUUUCCCUGAGAAGAUAAACAAAGAAAUCAUGGACACACUGUCGGGGCUACACGGCAUUCAGGCCACGUUAUACAAGUCAGCCAUGAAAGUGAAUACAAUUGAAGAGGAAGGCCCAAACGUAGCUGUUUACGUCGUUAAUGGUUUAGCUAUAACUGAGGACUUUCCAUGGGCUAGAUUUGACCUUGUGUUGGAAUAUGACCUGAGUGGAGAGAUGAAAAGAGAGGAGCUUUCUCGCAGCACCAGACUAAGAGCACAUAUUAGCCUGAAGACACUAGCAAAGGCUCUCCUGGAUAAACAACCGGUCGAAUGCAAAGGUUGGUGAAAGUUUUUUCUCAUUUUUUGCAGCUGUUUACUCCUUCUGAGACUAUCCAAGCUUC
Orbicella faveolata is the source of this 1076-nucleotide messenger RNA. RefSeq lists its product as uncharacterized. The record is from RefSeq and is a predicted model, not a curated record. Lineage: Eukaryota; Metazoa; Cnidaria; Anthozoa; Scleractinia; Merulinidae. Gene Ontology annotation, biological process: resolution of meiotic recombination intermediates. Gene Ontology annotation, cellular component: condensed nuclear chromosome. Gene Ontology annotation, molecular function: ATP hydrolysis activity; single-stranded DNA binding.